AUGACAUGGAGCAGAUCAUCAAAUUGGUGGAGGCUAAGGUUGAUAGCAAAAGUAUGGAUUUGUUUUCUUCUUUUAGCCUUGGCAUCUGUUUCAGCAACUGACAGUUUGGAACAACAAGCUUCUGCUAGUCAGAAUCAUGUGAAAGAGGUUGAAUCUAAUUACUUGGUCACGGUGUCAAAAUCACACACCGGUGGAAUCCCUGGCUAUCAUCAUGUCUGGCCUGAAAUAAGAUUUGGAUGGAAAAUUGUGGUUGGUACAAUAAUUGGAUUCCUUGGAGCAGCAUUUGGAAGUGUAGGAGGUGUUGGAGGGGGUGGCAUUUUUGUUCCAAUGCUGACUCUCAUUAUUGGCUUUGAUCAGAAAUCAGCAACUGCAAUAUCAAAAUGCAUGAUCACUGGCGGAGCAGCUGCCACUGUGUUGUACAAUCUAAGACUAAGGCAUCCAACACUUGAGUUGCCACUUAUUGACUAUGAUCUUGCACUUCUUUUCCAACCAAUGUUAGUGUUGGGAAUCAGUAUUGGAGUUUCUCUGAAUGUUGUUCUUUCUGAUUGGAUGAUCACAAUCUUACUAAUUAUUAUUCUCUUAGGUACAUCAACUAGAUCCUUCUUCAAAGGUGUUGAGACAUGGAAGAAAGAGACUAAAACCAAAAAGAUUUUACUGGAGGCUGCUAAGAGCCUGGAAUCAAAAGGUGAGGUUGAUUCUUCACUUUCUGUUAUAUCUAUCAUCACAGACGUUGAGGACAUAAAUAAAGAUAGUGCUGGUACAACCAAAGAGCCAACAGAAACCAAGCAAGUUAAAAGAAAAGAGGUUUCUAUUCUUGAAAAUAUUGGCUGGAGGCAACUUGGAAUUAUUGCUAUUGUGUGGGCUAUAAUUCUUGGAUUGCAGAUUGCUAAGGAAACUUGCUUGUUGGAACAGAAUUACAAGGCAAAAUGCUCAGUGGCAUACUGGACACUAGACCUCUUGCAGAUUCCUGUGACUCUUGUAGUAACUUCUUAUGAGGUACUUAAACUGUCCCAAGGAAAGAGAAUACUUGCAUCAAUAAAGGGAUCAGAAACUGGUACAAAGUGGAGAACUUACAUGCUUGUUAUCUAUUGCGUCUGUGGCAUAGCAGCUGGGUUAGUUGGUGGAUUGCUUGGUCUUGGUGGAGGCUUUAUCAUGGGUCCAAUGUUUUUGGAAAUGGGGAUCCCUCCUCAGGUGUCAAGUGCCACAGCCAUGUUUAUCAUGACAUUCUCUUCAUCCAUGUCUGUUGUGGAAUACUACCUCCUAAAACGAUUUCCUAUUCCUUAUGCUCUAUAUUUUGCUGGGGUGGCUACUAUUUCUGCCAUCAUCGGGCAACAUGUAGUAGGAAAAGUAAUCAAAAUAUUAGGAAGAGCCUCUCUGAUCAUCUUCAUUCUAUCUUUAACAAUAUUCGUGAGUGCACUCACAUUAGGAGGGGUAGGCUUAGCGGACAUGGUUAAAAGAAUUGAGCACAAGGAGUACCUGGGGUUUGAGAACAUGUGCACUCCUUGAUCAAAAUCUUCAAACUCUUCGCUUGGUGGCUUCCUCCACGCUCCAACCCCAAGCGUCAAAAUUCUUCCUAUACUUAAAUCAUAUACAAGUCGU
Argentina anserina (silverweed cinquefoil) is the source of this 1599-nucleotide messenger RNA. RefSeq names its product sulfite exporter TauE/SafE family protein 3-like. Gene Ontology annotation, biological process: protein ubiquitination. Gene Ontology annotation, cellular component: membrane; Cul4A-RING E3 ubiquitin ligase complex. The record is from RefSeq and is a predicted model, not a curated record. Bases 1 to 1506 code for a protein of 501 amino acids. NCBI's taxonomy places the organism in Eukaryota, Viridiplantae, Streptophyta, Magnoliopsida, Rosales, Rosaceae. The transcript has 12 exons.